AUGGAUGCAGCGAGUUCAGCGGCUUUCACCGAGUUCAUCAACCACAGCAUAACUCGUAUGGAUCAGCAGCAGGAGAGCAUCUCUUCCACCGGACGCACCGUCCAGGCGCUAGUAGCACAGGUGUCCGAGCUCUCCCAACAGAUGCAACAACUUCGCGCUCCCACUGCGCCUGCCCCGCCGACCGUUUCCCCACCGCCUUCAGAACAACGGGACGUCUCGGAGCCCCGCCUCCCCGUGCCACAGACCUAUACGGGUGAGCCUGACUUUUGUACAGCAUUCCUCAACAAGUGUUCUCUCCACUUCACUUUACAGCCCCAUACGUUCGAGAGGGAGGAGUCCAGAGUGGCAUUUGUACUCACGCUUCUCACGGGGAAGGCGGCGCUGUGGGGAACGGCGGUUUGGGAGAACCGGGAUCCUUGCUGCUCCUCGUUCACGGCACUCGCUGCCGAGAUGAGAAGGGUGUUCGAUCGUGAGGUGGCGGGCAAGGAGGCCGUCCGGAGACUCACCGCACUCAAGCAAGGCAACCGCAGUCGCGGAUUAUACCAUCGAGUUCUGCACCCUCGUGGCGGAGUGCCGGUGGAACGAGGAGGUGCAGUGGGACGUCUUCCUGCAUGGGCUGGCUGA
Molecule: messenger RNA, 624 nt
Organism: Carassius auratus (goldfish)
Lineage: Eukaryota; Metazoa; Chordata; Actinopteri; Cypriniformes; Cyprinidae
Product: protein LDOC1-like
Exons: 1
Coding region: 1-624 (207 amino acids)
Source: RefSeq, a predicted model, not a curated record